Messenger RNA from Drosophila sulfurigaster albostrigata, 983 nucleotides. RefSeq lists its product as uncharacterized. Bases 234 to 983 code for a protein of 249 amino acids. Gene Ontology annotation, molecular function: nucleic acid binding. Lineage: Eukaryota; Metazoa; Arthropoda; Insecta; Diptera; Drosophilidae. Gene Ontology annotation, biological process: DNA integration. The record is from RefSeq and is a predicted model, not a curated record. The transcript has 2 exons.
AAUUAUACUUUUCGAUUUUCGUAAUUUUACAUGGCGCCCGAGCAGGGACUACAAAAAAGACUUUGUUGAUUGUUAAUUAAACAUAAAGAAAAUUCAAUUAGUGCAAUUGAUAAGUUUAAUUAAUUUCACACCUUGUUGGCAGCUGAGUGCAUAUAAUUAAAAACACAUUCGUUUGCGUUGUUUCGUUGCUGGCCUUUGAUUUAUGGAUCAAUCAGAAGUCAACAGCUCUUCUGAUGAACAGCUUCAUCGCAAGGCGUGGCGUUCCACUUCGGAUGUAUUCGGACAACGCCACCAACUUCGUCGGGACAAACAACCUACUCAAGGAGCUACAGAUGGAGUUCUCGAAGCAGCAGGAGAAACUGCAGUUGUUCGCGUCGGAGAUAGGGAUGGAAUGGCACUUCAUCCCUCCUCGAGCCCCACAUUUCGGAGGGCUGUGGGAAGCCGCGGUGAAAUCCGCAAAGCAUCUCCUCGUCCGGCAAAUGGCCAACGCGUCACUGGCGGAAAGCGAGGUCAGAGCUCAUCUGGCAGAUGUCGAGGCCAUUCUCAACUCGCGGCCUCUCACUCCACUCAGCUCCGAUCCCAACGAUGGCGAGGCUCUAACGCCGGGCCAUCUUCUAAUCGGGCAAGCCAUUCGUUCGCUGCCGCAAGGAUCCGUGCCAGACAGGCCCAACAAAGAGCUGACGUAUUUGCGACGGUGGCAAAUGUUAUCCACGCUCAGACAGCGGUUUUGGCUCGCGUGGUCGAAGGACUACAUCCACAACCUCCAAAUCCGCACCAAAUGGAAGUCUCCACAGCCCGGCUUGGAGGUCGGAUGCCUCGUCCUGGUUCACGAGGACAACACGCCACCUCAGCGGUGGAUAACUGGAAGGGUCGCAGGCGUAACCCGAGGAACAGACGGACAAAUACGGGUGGCCGAAAUUAGAACGGGCACUGGCACAUUCAAGCGCCCAAUCCAUAAACUAGCACGGUUGCCAGUGAUUUGA